AUGUCUCGCGGGCGGUCUCCCUCCUCCGAGCAGGAGUCCGUCCUCGGUGGCGCUGAAUCGCGCAUAGCGGUUUCCAUCCUCGACCCAUAUCACGAUCGAGAGCGCUCAUGUAGCCUGCCCUCCGACGAGUCAAGUCCAUCUUCUCCGACGCUUGACCUCCUUCAGCCAUACGUAUCAUCGUAUACAUGUCCACCCGCACAGCCCUACGUCCAACCAGACGUCGUAACUGACUGGAGCUCACCGAUAUUUCCCCAGCAGUCGUGGCAAAGCGAAUGCACCGCUCCAACAUCCGCAGCCUCCCCAGCCAGCGUCCUCAGCUUCCAAAGCGACCUCUCGCUAUACAACCCCUCCUCGGAACCAUUCACCACCCCCAGCCCAUCGCCAGUCGUCUUGCCGCUAUUUGACCCACGCUGUCCGGAUCAGCCCCACUCGACCCUGAUGAUGCACUUCAUCCAGACAUACUUCGACCAUUAUGGGCAAACGUUCCCUUGCCUGGCAUACGACGAGACCGUCCGGCAAUUCUUCGAGCAGUCCCUCUCCCCCUUGGUUGCGACGGGCAUCGCAGCGCUCGCUGCCUGGUACUCGGAUCUCCCUGAGGUACUGCAACGUGGCGCCGCAGACGUGUCGGGGGCGUACUGCGCGCACGCAAAGGCUCUUGUUUCGCGCGGACAAUUAGCCUCGCUUGACACCGUCCAUGGGCUCAUUUUGCUCGCAUGGGCCGAAUACAAGAGAUCGCGGAUGGUCGACUUCUGUUCGCAUGUCAGGACCGCGAAACACUUUUCUGAGCAGAUUGGGCUAGCGAGCGGCGCACUCAUGCAAAAGGCGUUGAACGACUACGAACGACAUAUGCUGCAUCUGACGUGGGGCAUCGUUAGGCAGCUCGUUGUGAUGAUAGAUACAUGGACUAUCUGA
Messenger RNA from Fibroporia radiculosa, 912 nucleotides. RefSeq lists its product as uncharacterized. Bases 1 to 912 code for a protein of 303 amino acids. The record is from RefSeq and is a predicted model, not a curated record. The transcript has 5 exons. Lineage: Eukaryota; Fungi; Basidiomycota; Agaricomycetes; Polyporales; Fibroporiaceae.